Pochonia chlamydosporia 170 is the source of this 888-nucleotide messenger RNA. Its product is annotated as LysM domain-containing protein. The transcript is spliced from 2 exons. Bases 1 to 888 code for a protein of 295 amino acids. The record is from RefSeq and is a predicted model, not a curated record. Gene Ontology annotation, biological process: triglyceride catabolic process. Lineage: Eukaryota; Fungi; Ascomycota; Sordariomycetes; Hypocreales; Clavicipitaceae. Gene Ontology annotation, molecular function: triacylglycerol lipase activity.
AUGGCGUCCACGACGAUACAGCCGCAGCCUGACACCUCGGACCUUGACACCGUGUCGCUAACUGGGAAUGAUCUCGGCUUCGGUGAUAUCGGCAUCGCCGCGGCUAAGAGUAAGCUGGAUAGGGGCGAACUGAUAAACGACUUGGUAUUUAGGGUCAUGCAUAACGUACUGGAAAAGUUAAAAAAGCCCUCCCAGCACAAACGUUUCAUUGUCUACUGGACCGGUUACCUAACAUUCUUUGCCGUGGAGGACAGCACAUGUGAUAAAUGCUGGUUCCACGAAUGGUGGUAUGCUGGCGACUACCUCACAACACUGCUACGGAAUCGACUCAACGAGCUCUCCUACCAGGUAAACAGCCAGCUCAGCUUUGCCAUCCGAAAGUACAACGCUGGGCGUCCCUAUCCUGCCGUAGUCUGGAUCUCGCCAGACGACGCCGACUACAUCUAUAAAGGGCAUCGCUUUUGCGACAAGGGCGUUGCUGAGCCGCUCAAGGGCAAGGAUCAAAACGCGGUAGCUUUCUUCUACCACAAGGGGGACGAUGACGUUCCUGAGCCUCCCUUUCGCCUACCUGACCAGAAGGAUGGCGCGCCAACUUCUUGGCAACUGCAACUAUACAAGAGCGAUACAUGCAACGACAACGUGACACUCUUCGAAGGGGACUGGGGCUCUGAGAUGAUUUGCGAUAUCUCCAAGGGUAUCGCCAAUGGCACCAUCAGCGUCGACGAAUUCAAUACUGCCGAGGGUCCGAGCGCUGUCGCCUACUCCGAUGGGAAAGGAGACUUUACCGUGAUAGAUCUUGACGUGAAAUAUGCCAAGAUGUUUCAUCCGAAGACGCGAGCCAACUGGCAUGUUGCGCAGGCUGUGUUUCAAGCACUGAGGUUAAAUUAA